Coccinella septempunctata (seven-spotted ladybird) is the source of this 2887-nucleotide messenger RNA. It is a transcript of the gene tor, whose product is annotated as tyrosine-protein kinase receptor torso-like. NCBI's taxonomy places the organism in Eukaryota, Metazoa, Arthropoda, Insecta, Coleoptera, Coccinellidae. Gene Ontology annotation, cellular component: signaling receptor complex. The coding region runs from base 226 to 2571 and encodes 781 amino acids. Gene Ontology annotation, molecular function: transmembrane receptor protein tyrosine kinase activity; protein binding; ATP binding. The record is from RefSeq and is a predicted model, not a curated record. Gene Ontology annotation, biological process: positive regulation of kinase activity; protein phosphorylation; cell surface receptor protein tyrosine kinase signaling pathway. The transcript is spliced from 13 exons.
CCAUGUGGUAUACCGACAAUUAUUAAAUGCCCUACGACAUCGUUUACCUGAAGCGAGACAUCGUAAUGCCGCUUUCUUUGUAGUGCCUGCAAUUAGGCAUUGUUCCCCGAAAUUAUAAAAUUUCGAUUCGUUUCUGAUGAUCAUGACUUACAAGAUUGGUACGUUGUGUAGUUUGUGAAAUUUGUGUGUAAUCGAGUUAGUGGUUUGCGUCCCGGUGUUCAGUUUAUGAAUGAAAUGCGACAGAGAAACGUGAAAAUGAAGUUGUUACCCGUUGUGAUUUUUGUUGUGCUCGCUGUGGUUUCUUGUGAUGAGUUGGACAAGAAAAUGAGUGAGGCCCUUUGUCAGCUGAGAUGUCCCAAAAAUGGUUUUGGAGAAUGCUUCCCCGCUGAAGAUUGUGGAUGCAUCGACAAGAACAGUUCUGAUUCAGUUUCAGAUUUGACGAACUGGACUACUAAAGUUGGACUUUACGAUCUCGCUGUUAAAUGCAAAUCUCAGGAUAUGUUCCACAUAGAAUGGGAUGAAGAAGCUAUACCUUUUUCUGGGAAUCGGAGCAAAAUCGUAUAUUUUUUACAUAUUUCCAAUAGAUACGAAGAAAUUUACACAGAAGUGAUAUUAUGUAAUUAUUACAGUGUUUUCAACGUUCUUCCUAACGAGAGCUAUAGAGUAACCCUGUGGGCUCUUGAUGAGAACAAUAUUUUUCUAUCGAACAGUCUCACUCUGUUGACCCCAGAAAAAGGAAGGAUUCCCUACCCAGUUCAAAACUUAACCAUUGACCUCAUACCGGGAAAAAAAAAUUUUGAAGCAGAGGUUGUCUGGAGUCCAGCCGAAGAUCUUUCCUGCUAUUAUGAAAUUAUUUUAUAUUGUACACAUUCUGGAAACACUCAUCAUACAGUACCAGCUCCUGAUUUUUAUGAAAUCACUGAUGCAUCAAAGUUAUUCAAACUCAAUAUAGGCGAUCUACAUUUCGGCUUUGGAUAUGCACUGACAAUUAAAGCUAGGUCAGCUGAUUUUGAGGAAGAAAGUACAAAUAAAACCGUAGAUUUUAUUGUGCCCUCCUGUUUAGAAACACUGAAAAGUCUUUCGUUUUGUAAACCUGAACAGCCAGAAAACCUGACGAUCAAUGAAAUCCAAUUGUCGCCGUCCAUCUAUGAUAUCCACCUCAACUGGUCCAAACCAAGUCUAACACCGGAUUAUUACAUAGCCAAAUUGAACAUUAUGAAUAAAAGUGUGGAUACAAGCACUAUUCCAACCCAGAACAUAUCGGGGGAAGCAACGAACGCAACCUUCAAGCAGAUCGAGCUAACCUCCUACUACCAAGUCCACCUGCAAGCGUUUUCGAAGGCCGGUAAAAGUCCAUCCGCCGUCGCUGAUCGACUGUCCAUGCACCCCCUCCGGUUACCCUCCAUGCCGGACGAGAAGUAUCAAAAUUUGAAAAUCCUGAUGAUCGUUCUUUUUUCUGUAGGCUCCGUCUCUGUACUGAUAGCGAUCCUAGUCCCGAUGGUGCUGCGGAGGUUCGGCCAAAGCUCGGAAAAAUUCGAUGCUUCUGAGGACCAAAGUUUCGGUCGGACGCAGCAGUAUCGGUCCCUGCCACAAGUUGUGUACACAAUUGAUAAAUGGCAAAUAAAUUUAGACGAUGUUACUUUAAAGGCCGUUAUAGGAGAAGGAGCGUUUGGCAUUGUCUGGCAGGCCAAUAUCGGGGACACAACAGUCGCCUGUAAACUUUUAAAGGAUAACGCCACCGCUGAAGAAGUGCGCCAGCUCUAUCAGGAAAUCGAGAUUAUGAAGCAGGUCGGAACGCAUCCUCAGAUCGUUUCCAUGAUUGGGUACAUAACCCGGAACGUCCAAAACGGUCCCAUCUUGGUCGUCGAAUAUUGUCCCAAGGGCAGUCUGCUGUCCCACUUGAGAGAGAUCUACACCCACUUCGAAUACAGAUUGAGAAGAUUGCAAGCGGAAGAAUCCGAAGAAGGGCAACAUGGUUUCACGAACAAACUGUACACGUUCGACUGGAAGCAAUUAGACGAUGAAGUUGCGAUCACCAAAACGGAUAUGAUAUCGUUUGGCAGACAGAUAGCGAGUGGAAUGGAGUACCUAUCCGGUCAGAAAGUCCUCCACAGAGAUUUGGCGGCGAGGAACAUACUGAUGAUGGACAACAAGACGGUGAAGGUUUCCGAUUUCGGACUCAGCCGAGACGUCUACAUGGACAGCAUCUACUGCAAAACGACCAACGGCAAACUACCGCUGCGUUGGAUGGCGCUAGAAUCCCUCACGCACCAGAUCUACACCAGUCAGAGCGACGUUUGGUCCUUCGGCGUAUUGAUGUGGGAGAUCGCGUCGUUGGGCGCCAUUCCCUACCCGGGCGUCGAAACGCACGACUUAUUGGCGUUUUUGAGGAAAGGAGAACGAAUGGCGAAACCGCAACUUUGCCCCGACGAAUUAUACUCGCUGAUGAUCAACUGUUGGAAUGAAUCGCCUAGCGAUCGUCCGAAUUUCACCUCAUUGAAAGAGGCCCUUGAACGGAUGCUGUCAGAAGAUAUCCUAUAUUUGCAGAUAGCAUUCAACGAAGAUUCUUAAUACUCGAGUACUACACUUAAUUUUCGCAUCAGUGUUCCGAUAUUUUAUGUUUCAACGAAAUAUUUAACGUGUUUUAAACGUGAAAGAGAAUAUUUUAUACAUCUCUCUCGAGACACAACUACAAAGUAGGAAAAGUUGAUUUUGUAUGGAAAAAAAUUGUGAUUUUGGAAUGUGUGAUACAAUUCGAGAGAUUUUAUGUAUGAGGAAUACACAUUCGUAUUUUUAUACCUUUUAUUGAAACAUUUGAAUAAUUUAUUUUUUACAUAGUUUUUUAUGAAAUCAUCAUAUUUGUAUUAUAAAAUUGUAUUCGUUUUAA